This is a messenger RNA of Panonychus citri (citrus red mite), 1234 nucleotides long. Its product is annotated as trypsin-1-like. The record is from RefSeq and is a predicted model, not a curated record. Lineage: Eukaryota; Metazoa; Arthropoda; Arachnida; Trombidiformes; Tetranychidae. Bases 191 to 1141 code for a protein of 316 amino acids. Gene Ontology annotation, molecular function: serine-type endopeptidase activity. The transcript has 2 exons. Gene Ontology annotation, biological process: proteolysis.
UAACCGAUGACAUUGGUCCAAAGUAAUAUAAAUAGCUGGUUUAACUCAAUUAAAUUCAAUCGUAAUCAAAUUGUUGAUCAAAAUCAUCUAUUGAAAAUAUUAAACUAAAUCUCCGGUGAUAUUAUAAUUGAGUGACAAUUAACAUUGAUAAUAUAAGAUUUAAAUUGUGAAUUCAUCUAGAAUAAUAUACAUGAUGAAAAUUAACAAUUACCAACUAAUAUUAUUGAUAACAAUUUGUAUCAAUUGCGUUUAUAGUUUAUCGUCUUCGGUAAAAUUAGGAAAGUUAAACGUUGUAACGAUCAAUGGACUCGAGAAAAAAAAUCGUACCAAUUUUGAGCGAAGACGAUUGUUGUUUGGAAAUAAAUUGUACACCAAAUGUGGAAUACAAUUAAGAUCAUUAGAGGGUCGAAUUGUUGGUGGACGAGAAGCUGAUUACGGUGAAUUCCCUUGGCAAGUAUCAUUACAAUUAAAACGACGUCUAUUUGGAUUAACUCAUUUCUGUGGUGGAACAGUAAUUGGUAACAAUUGGAUAUUAACUGCUGCUCAUUGUGCCGUUCAUUUUGAUUCCAAUAAUACAAUUGCUGUUCUAGGAACAAACAAUUUAUCACCUUUUCAUAAUAAUGUUAAAUCUCAACUUGAAUCAACUUUUAUCCAUCCCAAUUACAGUUCGACAACAAUUGAAAACGACAUCGCGCUAAUUAAGACAACUGAUCCAAUCGAUUUGUCCACAGCCAUUUAUCCAAUAACAGCCGCUUGUUUGCCCGAUUCAUAUCGAGGUGAACAAUUAACUGGCAGAGCGAUUGUUACAGGAUUUGGUCGAACCUCUGAAUCCAAUUCUGUGAGUGGUUCACCAGUGCUUCGAGUGACUGAAGUUCCGCUCAUGAGUCUGGAAACAUGUCGAUCUUAUUAUGGAUCCAGAGUUUAUCCCAAAAUGUUGUGCGCUGGUUUCAAGGAGGGUAAACAUGAUUCGUGUCAGGGUGAUUCGGGUGGUCCACUGGUUCAGUUGAAAAAUGGACAUGGGGUCAUAAUCGGUGUUGUCUCGUGGGGUAUUGGUUGUGCUCGACCAGAGAGACCAGGGGUUUACACGAAGGUCUCCAGUUAUCUUGAUUGGAUUUACAAUACAAUUGAAGAUAAUCAAUGAGAUUGACAAUGUUGUUGACACUUUAACUUUUACAUGUAUCUGGAAGUUUAAUUUACCACUUGGAUUGAAUAAAGACUUUUAAUUUGUUGAUUA